AUAAACCGUUUUCGUCCCCCUUGUUGUCGUUACGAAGUCAGUAGCCUAAUUGGCAAUAUGAUGUCGUUUGAUUUAUUAUUUUGCCAGAUGGAAGUGUCGGGGACACUCGCUUUCAUGUCGACCGUGUCUUGGUGGUAGACGAGUUACGUCACUUUAAACGUGUGGGAUUUUGAAUUCAGUCUGGCAGCCCCGGUACGCAGCGUGCACUUCAUUUUGGAGGCAAAAUAGUAGCUUUAUUUAUCGAGAGCGUGAACUCAUCGGUUUUUCAAGAAGUUUCUACGAAGUCAUAUCAGAUAUCAAACCAGAAAAACAAUGCGUAUAUAUUUUUGUGGUAGCAUCCGCGGAGGGCGACAGGACGUAAACAUUUAUCAGAGAAUUGUGAAAAAAUUGCAAACGUACGGCAAAGUUCUAACGGAGCAUGUCAGCCACGGUGACAUUUCUGAAAAAGGUGAAGAUUCAGCACUAAAGGGGGAUCGUGCCAUCCACGACCGAGACAUGGAGUGGCUCGUGGCGGCCGAUGUGAUAGUGGCCGAGGUGACGCAGCCCUCUCUUGGCGUCGGGUACGAGCUGGGGCGAGCGGUGGCCAUGCACAAGAAGAUUCUCUGCCUCUUCCGACCCUCGUCUGGACGAGUCCUGUCUGCCAUGAUCCGGGGUGCCGACGGCGAUUCUCCGAGCUCUGCGCUCCAGGUGCGAGACUACAGCGAGGAUGAGGUGGAGACGGUUCUGCAGGAGUAUUUCAGCACCCUCACGCCCAACGUUGAAACACGUUAACGUGCGAUCUACAGGACCUCUUAGACCUGUGAUGACAUGACACCUGUGCACUGCUGUAGCUACCAUCAGCAAACGUCAGACAACAUCACUUUCCAGACGUGCUCCUUUAAGCAGAUUGUUUUCAGACGACACAUAUGCGGCAAGUCUCUUAUUUUUUUUGAAAACUGAAAGCAACAUGCAGAAAACUGAUAACAACGAGAACGUGACACUUCAUAGCUACGCAUGGAAUCAAAGCAGGUUGGGGUGAAAAGGGGUCAGUGUAAAAAAUUUUUUUUUUUUUUUUGGAAAUGGUUUGCGGUCUGAUAAGCAAUGGCAAUAAACAGUAUUACAGUCUGUCCAGCUGAAGUAAAGGUUAUUCCAGUAUUUUUUUAUUUUUUUAUUUUUUGCUCUUUUAUAUAAACCGCUCUGGUUUACAGGCAUGUACAGGCCUGUCCUGCAGUUCUCUCAAGACAGGGAAUAUGUUAUUUUGACCUAUUUUUUGUUUAUGUCUUUUUGUUUAGUUCCAAAAUUUCCUCCCCGAAUAGAAUCGUAACCGUUGGCUCAUCCCAUUACUGUAAAUUUUGGAGGGUGCACUCUAGCACAGCCAUCCUGCAGUGUGUGUGUGUGUGUGUAGUUAAACAGCACUCACAGAUUGUGCAGACAGGUUGCAACUCUGUGAUCGUCCAGAGGGGGCGCCGUUGAGCAAUGAGGCGGGAGAUACCGUGCUGACCAGUACUCUUGUUCUUCGUCUUUACCAGAGCAACGCUGUUGCCAGCUGUGCUUUGCCAGGACAAAUUCCUGCCUUGUUUUAUGGUUGUGCCUUCCCAGUGCUGUCUGGGGCAAAUGAUCAUGCUGUAUUGUUGGAUGUGACACUUCAUGUGUCCUCCAAGAAGAACAGAUGAGAUUCCUAGAUCCAUAAGCUUUUGAGAAUGCACAAAACGACAUUGGCUUGUUUUACGUAAAAGUUCUGUAUGUUUUCGUCUAUGGGCAGCCUUCUCUCCUUCCCUACCUCCCUCCCUCCUUCCCCUUUUCUCCCAGCCUCUCUGUAUAUUUACACACACACACACACAUAUACAUAUAUAUAUAUAUAUAUAUAUAUAUAUAUCAUGUCAUAUAAUUCCUCAAAAAAGCUGUUAUUACUGGUGCCCCUUGAUAAAAUAAUACAUUUCUAAAUCUCCCCUGAGAAAAAUGCAGUUUGACAGCUUGUUUACAUGAGCACUUUCAUGUGGGCGGCUUAUUUUGAAAGAUUUAAUAUCCCACAUAAAUGAACGGUAAUUAUCAGCUGCCAACUGUAUUUUCAUUUGUUGGGAGUCGCAUAUCAGUGAAGUGUUUGAAUUAAGUCCCCCCCCCCCCCCCCCCCCCCCCCCCCCCCCCGAAUACGUCUAAAGGUAGCGUAACACGAGAAUGAAAGGUGAAAAGAUGAGAAAUAACAAUGGUAGCUCCUCUCUUGGUCUGUGUUUAUUAGCAGACUUCAUUGCUUUCCCUGCUCAGGGAGCUAGUGCAGUAGAGUACCUGCGGUAUGUGACCUUUGCGAAGGUGAAUGCAUUAUCUCUGGUGAACCCGUAUAUGGCAGACUGAAGGCUGACUGCUGACUGGUGACCCACCCCCCCCAGCCUCCAUCUUGGCUCCCCUGGGCCUUGGGCUUCCCAUUUUUAAAUAAUAAUAAUAGGACACUACUGGACUGUACUGGAAUUUGUGCAUUUAUGUGUAGCUAGAGCGGGUGGUUUUCACAGUCCUGCUAAUGUCAUAUGCCCUGUUUAAAAUAAAAUAAAAAAUACUCCUGGGAAAAUUGUUCCACCAAAAGGCAUUUCUUCAUUCUUUCUCUGUUCAAAUUCCAAAUUUCAGAGUUAACAUUUGUGUUCAUGUGAACUGUAUGAACAUUUUUUUAUUGUAUUGCCGGAGCUCUACAUUAAAAUAUAAA
Messenger RNA from Anguilla anguilla (European eel), 2671 nucleotides. It is a transcript of the gene dnph1, whose product is annotated as 2'-deoxynucleoside 5'-phosphate N-hydrolase 1. Gene Ontology annotation, biological process: deoxyribonucleoside monophosphate catabolic process. The transcript is spliced from 4 exons. Gene Ontology annotation, molecular function: 5-hydroxymethyl-dUMP N-hydrolase activity. Gene Ontology annotation, cellular component: nucleus. NCBI's taxonomy places the organism in Eukaryota, Metazoa, Chordata, Actinopteri, Anguilliformes, Anguillidae. The coding region runs from base 313 to 771 and encodes 152 amino acids. The record is from RefSeq and is a predicted model, not a curated record.